Tarenaya hassleriana is the source of this 911-nucleotide messenger RNA. RefSeq names its product BI1-like protein. Gene Ontology annotation, cellular component: membrane. Lineage: Eukaryota; Viridiplantae; Streptophyta; Magnoliopsida; Brassicales; Cleomaceae. The transcript is spliced from 4 exons. The record is from RefSeq and is a predicted model, not a curated record. Bases 67 to 795 code for a protein of 242 amino acids.
UUGUUUUGUUUGUUCGUCUCUCCCGAAGCGCAUCAUCUGAUCCGAUCCCUUUGGUCCCAGGAAAAGAUGUGGAACCAUCCGUACGGGAAGCAUGACUUGGAGUCGGGACCCAGGCCUCUCUAUCCUAUGAUGCUUGAGAGCCCCGAACUCCGUUGGUCUUUCAUCCGAAAGGUAUAUUCUAUCAUCUCUAUCCAGCUUCUCGCCACCAUCGCCGUCGCCUCCGUCGUCGUCACCGUUCAUCCCAUCUCCACUUUCUUCACCACCACCGGCGCCGGCCUCGCUCUCUACGUUCUUCUCAUUUUCACUCCUUUGAUUGUUUUGUGUCCGUUGUAUUAUUAUCACCAGAAACAUCCUGUGAAUUAUCUUCUUCUCUCUGUUUUCACCAUCUCCCUCGCGUUUGCGGUUGGAUUGACCUGUGCAUUUACAAGCGGGAAGGUCAUUCUCGAGUCUGUGAUUUUGACGACUGUUGUCGUCUUAUCGCUCACUGGGUACACAUUCUGGGCUGCGAAGAGGGGCUACGACUUCAACUUCCUGGGACCCUUUUUGUUUGGUGCCAUCCUUGUGCUUAUGGUGUUUGCCUUGAUCCAGAUUCUCUUCCCGUUGGGAAAGAUCUCGGUGAUGAUCUAUGGUUGUUUGGCAUCCAUCAUCUUCUGCGGCUAUAUUGUUUACGAUACGGACAAUCUGAUCAAGCGAUAUUCUUAUGAUGAGUACAUCUGGGCUGCAGUGUCUCUUUAUCUGGACGUGAUCAAUCUCUUCCUGUCUUUGCUCACUGUGUUUAGAGCUGCUGAUAGCUAAGUUGGCCAUAUUCCAAUUCGACUUUACCUGCUUUAUUGAAUGCCAUAUAAUUCUUGUCCAUUUCAUGUGUCAGGAUUCUUUUAUCUGCAAGGAAAUCUGGGUUGUAAAGAGUAGUU